AUGCCCGCUAUAUCAGUCCGCAAAGGCUCUCUGAGCUCCGUUGGUAAAGCCGAAAUCAUUACGCCAGAGCAAGUCAAAGGUGCUGGCGCGGAUGUUCAUAUUUUUGGUGGACAGGAGGCGUCCCCGGACCUGCAGUCUAAACCGCCCUAUGAGCCGAACUACCUCGCCUGCUACAAUGCCACCGAGUCCCCUGUACCCCAGGAGGAGCGCUACUGUGUGGUGAAAAGCCCUGGACUGGAGGUGGUCAAGGCCGCCGUCGAGGAAGCUAUUCGACGCAAUAAAUCACUGGACGAAGCUGGCAAGGACUGGACCGGUGGUAAUAUUCUUGUGGAAUACGGAGUGGUGGAAAGCGCCUCAAAUUGGCACCCAGAGCUUGCGAAGGACAAAAAGGAUCGAUCUGCUUAUGCAAAGGAGGGUUUGAAGAAAAUGGACCUAUCUGAAGUGUGGUUCGAACAUUUCUCCUAA
Messenger RNA from Penicillium diatomitis, 465 nucleotides. RefSeq lists its product as uncharacterized. The transcript has 2 exons. Lineage: Eukaryota; Fungi; Ascomycota; Eurotiomycetes; Eurotiales; Aspergillaceae. The record is from RefSeq and is a predicted model, not a curated record. The coding region runs from base 1 to 465 and encodes 154 amino acids.